Peromyscus eremicus (cactus mouse) is the source of this 1221-nucleotide messenger RNA. RefSeq lists its product as uncharacterized. The record is from RefSeq and is a predicted model, not a curated record. NCBI's taxonomy places the organism in Eukaryota, Metazoa, Chordata, Mammalia, Rodentia, Cricetidae. The transcript is spliced from 3 exons. Bases 390 to 1193 code for a protein of 267 amino acids.
AUCACAGUGGGGGAGGUAGGACAGAGGGGGGCUGCUUGCCCCUUGCCAGUCAAGAAGCAGAGAGAAGGGGGCAGGGAGGGGACAGGGCCUGCUAUCCUCUUUCAUGUGUGAUGAUAACUAUGCCUUAGUCAGCUGAGGCUGCCAUAACAAAACAAAACCUUCUGCUGGAUGGUUUCAACAGAAGACGUUUACUUCUCACAGUUGUGGAGGCCGGAAGCUCAGAAGCAAGCGCCAAAUGGCUCUUCUACAGGAAUGGGGUGCCCUCUGAGGUCACCUCAGUGACAGUGUUUCCAGGGACCUCUGCACCACACCAACCACCCAUGAGCCACUGCUUCCUGUGAACCCUGACCCAGACUGAAGCCACCCAACCUGUCACAGGACAUCACCCCAUGAUGACAACCAAGAACAUUGUCCCAGCCUCAAAGCCAGUGACCUACGUUCUGCUCCAGACAUCUUCAGAAGGCCCCAAAGCCACCAACAAAUCCUCCAAGACCAACAAGUCCACGGCAUCCUUCCUCAAGACACAGGACUCGGUCAGAAAACUGUCCAAGCAGCUCCCAGGGAACUGUGAGUACUACUUUCCUGAGGCUAAAAACUUGUACUGCCUAGACCUGUGUCCCUUUGUAGCAGGGAAGAUUCUGGACCCAGAGCCGCAGCCACAUGUCCCUAUCCCCGCGGCCACAGAAACCUAUAUCCCUGAAAAUCCCACAGCUAGGCUUCAACUGAUGGAUCAGGCAUAUGGGCUCGGAAAGAACAUCAACCCAGUCCUGUACCCUCCUAGGAAUGCACCCACUGUAUCAGCCAUGAAGACACCCUCUGCAAAUGCCAUGAAGGUAUCCUCUGUAUCAGUCAUGAAGACAUCCUCUGCAUCAGUCAUGAAGGCACCCUCUGCAGAUGUCAUGAAGGUACCCUCUAUAGUAGUUAUGAAGCCACCCUCUGCAGAUGUCAUGAAUGUAUCCUCUACAGAAAUUGUAAAGGCACCCCCUUUAGUGGCCUCAAAACAACUCUUUGCAGGGGUGACAAAGCCAAGGACCAAGAAUCAACCUAAGAAUCAAAAGAAGCAAGACAAGGAAAAACACCUCUCUCUUGACCUGGUGCUUGUCAGCCGAAACCGGUUGACUCCAGCCAUCCAACACUUACCUAUUCCAGAGGCCACAAAGGUCAUAAUAUCAGGAACCCAUGUAAUUUAUUGAAUUACCAUCCAAUAAACAUCUGACUGCA